This is a messenger RNA of Fusarium sp. VM40, 1215 nucleotides long. The record is from the annotation of a GenBank genome assembly. Lineage: Eukaryota; Fungi; Ascomycota; Sordariomycetes; Hypocreales; Nectriaceae.
AUGCCGAAUUCUACGCCAGAAUUCCUCCGAUUCACAGGACACCGGUCCUUUACGCAGCGACUGAUCCUGUCGACGCUGACCGGUCGACCUAUCCACAUCUCCAAGAUCCGAAGCUCAUCGCCUACGAACCCCGGUCUAGCUCCCCAUGAGAUUUCCUUCUUGCGCCUUCUUGAGGCUGUCACCAAUGGCAGCUCCAUGCAGAUUUCCUACACGGGUACGACCAUCACAUACCACCCUGGUCUGAUCACCGGAACCAUUGCUGGAUUUGGCGCCUCUGAUGGCGAUGUCAUUGAGCACAACAUCGCCGUCAACAACACCCGCGGCGUCUCUUACUUCCUUAUGCCUCUGUGUCUGCUAGCGCCUUUCUCCAAAGCGCACAUGAACGUCCGAUUCACAGGCCCUGGAGUCAUCACAUCAUCCACCGAGACAGGCGAUAUCUCAGUCGAUUCCUUCCGAACAGCCAUUCUCCCUCUCUUUAGCCUCUUUGGCAUCCCCCCCGCACGCAUAGAGUUGAGAGUGCUUCAACGAUCUUGCGCUGGACCUGGUGGGAAAGGCGGCGGUGGCUGCGUCGAGUUGCGAUUCGCAAGCCAAGUACGACUACCAAAAACCCUGCAUCUCAACCGAAGCCCUGGUCGCAUAAAACGCAUCCGAGGUGUCGCAUACUGUACUGGAGUAUCAGCCUCCAAUAACGCCCGCAUGAUCCACUCAGCGCGUGAGAUCCUAAACCCUCUGGUAUCCGACAUUCAUAUUGCUGCACAGUAUGACCAGGCACCACUCGUGCCCACAGGUGACAAAGCAGGAAGCAAGAGGCGGCUGGGAAUUGGAUUUGGUCUGAGCUUGGUCGCCGAGUCGAGUGCUGUCGGCAUUCUUUACUCGGCCGAUGUAGUUGUCCCGUCUUCGGGCGGUGUUGUUCCCGAGGAUAUUGGCAAGCAAUGCGCCUACCAACUUCUUGAGAACAUCUCACAGGGCGGCUGCGCGACACAAGUCUCGGCCAGGUCAAUGCUUAUCCUUAUGGCUAUGGGAUCUGAGGAUGUUGGUAGACUCAGGAUCGGUCGAGAAGUACUUGCGAACGAAGAGAUGGUCGUCCUCGCCCGAGACCUGAGGACAUUUGGCGCAAGCAGCUGGGGUUUGAGAGACGUUGGGGACGAUACGAAUGAUAUCAUUGUUUCUGUUAAGGGUACCGGUGUUGGCAAUGUUGGAAGAAAGAUGGCGUAA